AAUUAUCCAGUGUGGAAGAUUAGGGCAAUGGGAGUAUCGAACAGGAGGAGGAAAGAAGAGCACAAGGGAAAGGGGAAGAGAUGAAGCCAUUGAAGAGCUUCGUGAGGCUCGAGCCUGGAAGGCGGCCAAGCGCCCUCAUCGUCGCCGCCAUUCUUCUCUCCCUCUGCCUCCUCUCCCUCCUCAACUCUCGCUUCGUCUCCACUCCUCUUUACGCAAGAUGGCCGGCGCUGGGAGGAAAAGACCCGAUUUUGACUUGGGAGCUGCUUGGGGACGACAAUGGAGAUUCUACCUAUGGUGAUGAAGAUGGGGCGAUGGCGCGCCGGCGAGAGCCGAUCUGCUGGGGAACAAGCAGGAGAUCUAACGUGUGCGAUGCCCGAGGUCAUGUGAGGAUUCUGGGGAGCUCGCGGACCAUCUUGCUGCCCCGCUCGGCAACAGAUCGGGAAUGGGCGAUCAAACCCUAUUGCAGGAAGCACGACCCGCCGGCGAUGAAGAAUGUGACGGAGUGGACGCUGAAGCCCUUGCCCGGCGAGGGGCCGUCGCCGCCGCGCUGCACGGCGAGGUUCGCAGUCCCGGCGCUGGUUUUUUCCGUCGGGGACUACACCGACAACCUCUUCCAUAGCUUCACCGACGUCCUGAUUCCCCUUUUCAUCUCCGCCUACGGGUUCCGCGGCGAGAUCCAGUUGGUGGUGGCUGAUCGGAAGGAUUGGUGGUUGGAAAAAUUCGUGUUGAUCCUGAAGCAGCUCUCCAACUACGACCUCGUCGAUGCGGACGGAAAUGAGGGCGUCCUCUGCUUCCCCCGCGCCAUCGUCGGCUUGGACUUCCACAAGGAGCUCGGCGUCAACGCGUCCAAGACCUCGGCCGGCUUCUCGAUUGUGGAAUUUAGGGAUUUGCUGAGGAGGGCGUACCGACUGGAGAGACGGGCGGUGGGGGAGUGGGCGGCGGCGGCGGCGAAGCCCACGCUGUUGAUCAUAUCGAGGAAGGGGACGAGGGCGUUCCUGAACGAGGAGGCGAUGGCGGAGACGGCGGCGAGGUUGGGGUUCCAGGUGCGGCUGGCGGAGGCAACCCGUUCGAGCGACGUGGGAGAGUUCGCUCGGCUGGUCAACGCGGCCGACGUGAUGGUGGGCGUGCACGGCGCCGGGCUGACCAACAUGGUGUUCCUGCCUGCCGGAGCAGUGCUGGUGCAGGUGGUCCCGCUAAAUGGGCUAGCGUGGCUGGCUCGGGACACGUUCGAGAAGCCGGCGCCGGCGAUGGGGAUCAAGUACUUGGCCUACCACAUCGACGAGGCCGAGAGCACUCUCACCGAGCAGUACGCGAAGGACGACCCCGUGCUGAAGGACCCUCGCUCCGUGCACCGCAAGGGAUGGCCGGCCAUCAGCAAGACGUACCUCGAGAACCAGGACGUGAGGAUGAACCUGACAAAGUUCAACAACACGCUUGCGGAGGUGCUCAAGCUCUUGCCCGGCGGCCAUGGCCGGAAAAAUACAGUGUGAGUAGAUCCCUCCUACAAAUUCUACUUCAUCUUCUUCUUCUUCUUCAAUUUGUUGGUUGCAUGAUCACUCUUUUCAAUCUUGCUUCCACUCUACUGUAAUUAGUGAUCCCCAUUGCAAAAGAAAGAAAGAUACAUGUCCCUUCCUUCUUAGAUUACUCCAGGAUUCCUUCACCUCAACAAUUUGCUGGAAUCCAUUACUUUUUAGGCAUAUUAUGAACUAAAUCUCCUUUUCCUUCUCAAAAAAAGGAGAGUUUUGAAUGCACACCUCACUAAAUCAUGGACAAGUGAUUAAAUUAGUUAGUUUUGUGUGCUUUUGUAUGGUAA
Zingiber officinale is the source of this 1813-nucleotide messenger RNA. RefSeq names its product alpha-1,3-arabinosyltransferase XAT3-like. The record is from RefSeq and is a predicted model, not a curated record. NCBI's taxonomy places the organism in Eukaryota, Viridiplantae, Streptophyta, Magnoliopsida, Zingiberales, Zingiberaceae. Gene Ontology annotation, molecular function: glycosyltransferase activity. The transcript is spliced from 3 exons. The coding region runs from base 81 to 1490 and encodes 469 amino acids.